Thecamonas trahens ATCC 50062 is the source of this 1170-nucleotide messenger RNA. RefSeq names its product JmjC domain-containing protein. Gene Ontology annotation, biological process: protein hydroxylation; positive regulation of translational termination; negative regulation of gene expression. Gene Ontology annotation, molecular function: histone H4R3 demethylase activity; sequence-specific DNA binding. The transcript is spliced from 2 exons. Gene Ontology annotation, cellular component: nucleus; cytoplasm. Lineage: Eukaryota; Apusomonadida; Apusomonadidae. Bases 1 to 1170 code for a protein of 389 amino acids. The record is from RefSeq and is a predicted model, not a curated record.
AUGGGCUGGGGCGGGGUGGCGGUGCUGGUAGCGGUGCUGGCGGUGGCGUACUCGGCGGCGAGGAGGGCUAACGCGUACGAGACAGAGCUCCUGGUGCUAGAGGCGGAGCUCGCUGGCUGUGCCGAGUGGUCUGCCGAUGUAGCUGGCGAUGUGGCGGCGCGAUAUGCUGAGCAAGUUCAGCAGCUGCGAUCGAUGCUGGAACGUGCACAGCUUGAGCCGGAAGACCUGCAUCCGCAUCGCGAGAGGGCGGCGCCUCGGCCGCGGGCCAUACCACGGGUGACCAACCUCACGUUUGCCGAGUUCUUCCACGAGUAUGCGUGCAGCCAGACGCCGGUCAUUGUCACCGAUGUGGCGCACAACAUGCGUGCCGACGGCUCGGGCUUGUGGACAACCGACGAGAUUGUGGCGGCGUGUCCGGAGCUCGACGUCCCGCUGCGCAAGUACGACAAGGCCAGCGGGCUGUGGGGCGGCCUGGCCGAUACCUCGCUCCGCCGAUCUCUGGCAAGCUUUGCUGCUGCGCGAUCGCGUGCGGGCAACGAGUGGUUUGUCUUUGACGCCUCGCUCAAGGCGUGCAAGGCCUUUGUCGACGACUUUGCUGCUCUCCCGUACUUUGCCAACGACUACUACCGGCGGCUCCCGCCCGACGCGCCCAAGCCCGGCUGGCCGUCAUUGUUCAUGGGCCCGGCCGGGGCAACCACCGCGGUCCACAUCGACGCCUACGGCACCGCGUUCUGGAUGACCGUCCUUGACGGUGCCAAGGAGUGGCUCAUCGCCCCGCCCGCCGCCCGUGAGCACCUCUACUACGACGCGCUGAAGCAGUCGUUUGCGCCGGGCCUUGAUCUGUUUGACCUCGACCUCGCCGCCUUUCCGCUCGCAGGUCAUGUUGAGCUUCUCACCGCGACGCUGGUGCCAGGUGAGUGGCUGUUUGUGCCGGCUGGCUCGCCGCACGCCGUCCGCAACCUCGCGCCGACCACGGCGCUUGCCGGCAACUUCAUCGACGCCGCCAACCACGCGCACGCGCUCGACGUCAUGGCUCGCGAGAAAGCCGGCUCGAGGGCGCGGGCGCGUCGCGCUGCCUUUGCCGCUGUCGACACCCGCAUGAUGGUGGCGCCGCCGGCUGGCCUCGCCUGGCGCGACUUUAAUGCGCGCUGGCCGGCCUCGCCGACAUGA